Linum trigynum is the source of this 1886-nucleotide messenger RNA. The record is from the annotation of a GenBank genome assembly. Lineage: Eukaryota; Viridiplantae; Streptophyta; Magnoliopsida; Malpighiales; Linaceae.
UUACUCAUUAUUUAGUUAGUCUUUUGCUUUAAGAUGAUUCACUUCUUCAAUAACAAUUUAUUAUUGAUAACUGGAGUUCUUGUAUUAAGUUGAAUAAUAGAUGUUAUUGUACUAUUUACUAACACACUUACUCAAAUAUAAACCAACUUAUAUUACUCAAAGUUUGCACAAAUCCGAUUAUCAUGUGCUUACCAAAUGGGGUCAUCAAGGUUCAAAUACAAGGCCUCUCGGUCAUCUAUUAUCAAUUAGACGCGUCCUAAUUUUAUUAUUAAUUAACUAUUAUAUCUAAUUAUCUAUUCUCUUCCCAAGGACCCACCCUAUGACACUCCUCCUUCCUUGUAAAAAUAAAGUUGUUUGUUUUACAAAUUAGCUAAAAUUUGCGAAAUUAUGAUGUUAAUAUCAAAUAAGUACACCUUUGAUUUUAGUGGAUCAUAUACAUCACUGUUAUUUGAACAUAACUCGUUAUAAAAUUUUGAAUAUGUCAAUAAACGAUACGUAAAUUUCACAUCACACAUUUGUAAGGUUUAUAAUUCUCAAUUAGAUACUCCAUAAUUAUUAUUUUCAAUUAAUUUCUAUACAUAAUUUACCAACUUCUCUCCCGAUCAAGGGUGGGUCCAACACUCUAGCUCUGCCCCUGGCCAAUGGCCAGAUCAAUUGGAGUAUGGUAUAGUUCUUGAGUACGCCAGUCGUUAACCACACAUAUAGUGGCUUUUUCAGUGUUCUCACAAAAUGAGUGCAUACUAUGCACACAACUCUAAAAGUAGCAUAAAGACAUUAAAAUUUUAAUUUUAAUUGGUAGCAUUAGUCUAAUAUGAUGUUAUAUCAUAGGAUCAAAACUAAUCGAUGAAUUAUCCUAAGUUCUACACCUUCGAUUUUGAACCUUAAACUGAAACCCUAAUUCUAAAUUCCUAAACCCUAAAUCAUCCAAGUCCAUGUUCUUUCUUGUCCAUGAUAUCACAUAUGAUGAUUGACAUCGUUUUCGCAUGAAUCAGCCGCAGGAGAGAAAGAUGCAUAAUUGAACUCAAAUCUUACAUUUCAGUUAAUGGAAAAUUGAAAAUUUUCUUUGCAAAAAAGCUCAUCUUGCAAACACCAUCAACCCACAAAUUUGACCUUUCUUCACUACCUAAUUAUUUCGACCAUAAAACACCAUGUGCAUGAGUAAUGACUCAUGCAGCAUAUAAGCUAUCCAUAGAUUACACUAAUCAAUUAUAUACAGAAAAACCAUGCAAAUAAUGCAUGUGUUAUGACUAUUUAAAUGACAGAAGAACUUCACUAGCUAUACACAAAGAGAAAAAGCAAAGCAUUACGUAGUCGAGCUAGCUAAAAGCAAAUUCCUAAAGCUUGCAACUUCCCAGCAGAUCAGUAGCGAAGCCUGCUCGCAGCACUUCUCACUUCUUCGUAAACUGUUCUACCUAGUUCUAAUUAUUUAUUUUAUAGUUUAAUGGUUUGCUUUGCUAAUGUAUUUCAUUUUUUUCAUGGCAGGAUGGACCACGGCACCCGCUGCCACAUUUGCACCAGGGAAUGCCACACGGCCAAGGGUGUGAUACUGCAUCAGGAUUCGAAUCAUAAAGACUACAAGGACGGUGGAGUCCUGCAGCAGGCGCUUCGCGAACAAGGCGGACUUGGCAGAGCACAAGGACCGACGACACUAGCUAGUAGUAGUAGCAGAUCAGUUGACCAUCUAGAUAGUACGUACUGCAAAUCAUAGAUGGUUUUAGUAUUGUCAUUAUUAUGAAUUGUGUUUCUUAGUUAUGAAGUGAGGUUAUAGAGUUUAAAGAGUACCAACUGUGCGACUCCUUCGCUAAUCGAACUAUACUGUAGGAAGAUUUGGGAAAUCAGAGACAGUCGACAAAAUAGCUCGUUGGGAAUAAAUCAUCAUCCUAGAA